AUGGGGAAGCGGGCUUGCUCGACACAAGCACUGGAAGCGGGAAUUGAAAGCCUUUCCCUCCAGGAUCAAACAGCCACAGAGCUUGUUCAUCAAAACGAAGAACCACCAGAAGUUGAAGAUAUCCUGGAGGAGACGGGGAUCAGCAGGCUCCCUUGGUACGAAGAAUUGAUCAAGCAGGCGCCGAAGUGCGAGGCUGACUGCCUCGACUGGAAGGCCUGGGCAAAUUGUGGCGCUGCUCUUUGGCACCUGGGCGAGAAGAAGGCCAGUUGGGACUGUUACAAGCAUGCUGCUCAUGCUCUUCAAGGUUUUCGUACUGAGUUGACGACGGAGAAGCUCCUGGCAGAUCCAGUUGUUGGCAAGUUCUUGAGUGCACUAGACCGUGACUUUCGAGCAGGGUGUUGGGAAUCUGACGAGGCAGCAGACCUGGCGCUCUUUGCUGUCCUCGUACUGCGCGGCCGUGCAGCCGAAGUCUGCACGGAGAUCUGGCAUGAACGCCUUCCGAAUCACUACUUUGCCGCUAUGCAGGCUCUAUGUAGAAGGCUCAGCACGCCCAGCCAACCUCUUCGGCAAGUGUGCCCGGAUGACUCACGUAUGGAUUUGAUGAAUGGAAACACACUUGCAUUGCUUGUGGCACCCGAUGGCCUCUUUGCGGGGACCGACUCCAAGCGAGCAAGGCUGCACGAGCGCGCUUGCGAAUUCGACGCGGAAGCAGGCCCUGACUGUGAGCAGCUGCUCGGGCGCUGGCACUAUGACGGGAUGUCUUAUGUGAUAUCGCCGCUGGGAGACAGCGCUUGCCGAUUUGACGAAUGGGCUUGGGCCUUCUUGAAUAGAGGUAUCCAUCACCACGGCCGCUUGAAGCUAUCGGACGGUUGGUUUCAGGGCGAACUCUUUAACCAGGAGCAAUGCUUUGUGGGCUGCUUGCGGCUGAGAUACGAUGCUCAGAGACAGGUCUUGAUCUCCCAGUGUAGACCCCAGCACGGCGAUUGGGGCCCUGAGACCACAGCUACAUCCCACUCUUCGGAGCUCAACCAAAAUGACGGCAGUCUAACACGAUAUGUUGUUAUGGCUACAUUGCUUUGCACCGGUGGCCUGGCUUCAACUUUGCUGCUCUUGCCAGUGCUGCGGAGCCUCGACGACGCAGGCUUCGUGCUUUCACAAGAUUUGACUUGGCGUAGCUCAAUGCGCCCGCUGUUCGUGGCCGUCGGCCUGGAAGACGUUGCUGACGACAUUGAGCGCUGGACCAAGGACUGCUGGUCGACUGUGCCGCCUGGCUGCCUGAAGGAAGCAGAUUCGGAACCAUCUGCAAACAUUUGCACUCAGCAUGGAAACUUGGCAGGCGGAAGCUUUCAAGAGAAGUCAGCUAGGGCGCCGGCGAUGCCACAGGAGUCGGCCAAGUGGCCACGUGUGCAGAUCAUCAAAAUGAGUGAAGUCUGUUCAUCAUCUGUGUCAAGCUCCGUCUCUCAUUCAGCGAAAGGAACGCGAAUGAGCGUCUUCAUGCGCUGUAUGCAGAUGCAACCUCCCACGCAGGUUGGUAUCAUAGCUGAUGUCCGGAUGGCUGUUCUCAAGGUGCGAUGCAAUGCAGGGUAUGACGACGAAAGCACACGCAACAGAUGCCUAGCGCCUAGCGGAGUCUAG
This is a messenger RNA of Symbiodinium sp. CCMP2592, 1635 nucleotides long. NCBI's taxonomy places the organism in Eukaryota, Dinophyceae, Suessiales, Symbiodiniaceae. The record is from the annotation of a GenBank genome assembly.